Molecule: messenger RNA, 531 nt
Organism: Coffea arabica (coffee)
Lineage: Eukaryota; Viridiplantae; Streptophyta; Magnoliopsida; Gentianales; Rubiaceae
Source: RefSeq, a predicted model, not a curated record
AUGAUUCUUCCUGCUUCCAAGGAAGAAGGAAUCUUGAUAAAGAAGCGUUAUGCAGUUUUUAAUGAUGAUGGGACCCUGGUAGAGCUGAAAGGUUUUGAGAUUAAACGGCGUGGAGAGCUAAAGCUCAUCAAAGUUUUCCAGGCUGAACUUUUUGAUAAAUUUCUGCAUGGGUGCACCUUAGAGGAGUGCUAUUCAGCUGUUGCUUCUGUUGCAAAUCGAUGGCUUGAUCUUCUCGAUAAUCAAGGAAAAGACAUUGCAGACAGUGAACUGGUUGAUUACAUAUCAGAAUCAAGCACAAUGAGCAAGUCCUUAGCAGACUACGGUGAACAAAAGUCUUGCGCUGUUACCACAGCAAAGCGACUAGCUGAUUUUUUGGGGGAUACAAUGGUUAAAGACAAAGGAUUACGUUGUCAAUAUAUUGUUGCAUGCGAACCAAAGGUAUCCAUAUCUUUAGCUAGGCAAAUGGAGAUUCUGGCUUUUGACUUUUGCCUUGUCUGCUUGUUUCAAAUUAUGGAUAACUCUGAAUACUAG